Messenger RNA from Caretta caretta (loggerhead turtle), 3093 nucleotides. It is a transcript of the gene DGKA, whose product is annotated as diacylglycerol kinase alpha. Gene Ontology annotation, biological process: phospholipase C-activating G protein-coupled receptor signaling pathway. Gene Ontology annotation, cellular component: plasma membrane. Gene Ontology annotation, molecular function: ATP-dependent diacylglycerol kinase activity; calcium ion binding. NCBI's taxonomy places the organism in Eukaryota, Metazoa, Chordata, Testudines, Cheloniidae. The record is from RefSeq and is a predicted model, not a curated record.
GGGGGCAACUGGGUUCUGCGGAGGCUCUGGGCAGGGGCGUCGCAAACCGGCUGCAGCGCGGGGCCCGGCACGGCACCGCACGGCACGGCACCGCACGGCACCCUGCGGGGUCUGUGCGCCCCGGAGCGCCCCGCUUCGCUGCCGGCGCCGGGAGGGGAGCGGCCGCAGGAGGAAGGUGCGGGGGCCCGGGAGGGGAGGCGCCGGGGCGGGCUGUGAUGUCAGCGGGGCUGGGCUCGGGCGGGCGGCGCCCCAGGCUCGCCCCGCGCUGCCGAGCUCCGGACAAGCCGCGGCCCAGAGGCCCCAGAACGUCAUGUCGGAGAGCAAGGAUUGGGCCACCCUGAGCCCCGAGGAGUUCGCCCACCUGCAGAAGUACAUUGACUACAGCAGCAAGAAGGUCCAGGACGUUCUCCAGGAGUUCUACGGAGAUGGCACCUUGGUGCAGCACCUGCAGGGAGACUCCAUCGACUUCGAAGGUUUCAAGCUGUUCAUGAGGAGCUACCUGGAGGCCGAGGAGAUCUCGGACGCGCUCUGCCAACACCUCUUCCUGUCCUUCCAGACCUCGCCUGGGAGGGCCCCGGGGGAGCAGCCGGGCCUCGGGGAGCAGCCAGCCAGCGGCCUGGUCUGUGUCAACGACGUCUCCUGCUACUUCUCGCUGCUGGAGGGAGGGCGCCCCGAGGACAAGCUGGAGUUCACCUUUAAGCUCUAUGAUAAGGAUGGGAACGGCCUGCUGGACAGCUCGGAGGUGGAUCGGAUCAUCACCCAGAUGAUGCGAGUGGCCGAGUACCUGGACUGGGACGUCACGGAGCUCAAACCUAUCCUGCAGGAGAUGAUGAGGGAGAUCGACUACGAUGACAGCGGGACGGUGUCGCUGGCCGAGUGGCUGCGUGGGGGGGUCACCACCAUCCCCCUCCUGGUGCUGCUGGGCCUGGAAGUGAACAUGAAGGACGACGGGCAGCACAUGUGGUGUCUGAAGCACUUUAACCGGCCCGUCUACUGCACCGUCUGCGAGACCCUGCUGCUCGGCCUGCGCAAGCAGGGCCUGGCCUGCACCUUCUGCAAGUUCACGGCCCACGAGCGCUGUGCCCGCCGGGCGCCCCUCAGCUGCAUCAGCACCUACGCCAAGUCCCGCAAGGACACCAGCGCGCAGAGCCACGUGUGGGUGAAGGGCGGCUGCGAGGCCAGCAAGUGCGACAAGUGUCAGAAGAAGAUCAAGAGUUUCCAGAGCCUGACGGGGCUGCAUUGCGUCUGGUGCCACCUCAAGAUCCACGAGGAGUGCCAGCCCAGCGUGCCCCCGACCUGCGACUGUGGGGCCCUGCGGGACCACAUCCUGCCCCCUUCGGCCAUCUACCCCGUCGUGCUGGAGAGGCAGAACAGCCAGAAGAGCGACGGCGGGACCCCGGUGGAGGAGACGCCCCAGCCCUGCACCACGCCCGAGGGCCAGGCGCUGCGGAUCAUCCCCAUCCCCGACACCCACCCCCUGCUGGUCUUCGUCAACCCCAAGAGCGGCGGGAAACAGGGGGAGAGGGUGCUCCGGAAGCUCCAGUAUCUCCUCAACCCGCGGCAGGUUUACAACCUGAUGAAGGGAGGCCCGGCCCCCGGGCUGAACUUUUUCCGGGACGUGCCGGAUUUCCGGAUCCUGGUGUGCGGCGGGGACGGCACCGUGGGGUGGAUCCUGGACGCCAUCGAUAAAGCCAACCUGCCCGGGCGCCCCGCGGUGGCCGUGCUCCCGCUGGGCACCGGCAACGACCUGGCACGAUGCCUGCGCUGGGGAGGAGGCUACGACGGGGAGAACCUGCGAAAGAUCCUGAAGGACAUCGAGAGCAGCAGCAUCCUGCCCAUGGACCGGUGGCUGGUGCAGGUGACCCCCGAGAACCCCGCGGAGAAGGGGGACCCCGUCCCCUACGAGAUCAUCAACAACUACUUCUCCAUCGGCGUGGACGCCUCCAUCGCUCACCGCUUCCACCUCAUGAGGGAGAAGUACCCUGAGAAAUUCAACAGCAGGAUGAAGAACAAACUCUGGUAUUUAGAAUUCGCCACGUCCGAGACCAUCUUCGCCACCUGCAAAAAGCUCAAGGAAUAUCUGACCAUUGAGUGCUGCGGGCAACCCCUGGACCUGAGUGGAGCCCUCUCGGGGGUCGCCGUCCUCAACAUUCCCAGCAUGCACGGCGGCUCCAACCUCUGGGGCGAGACCAAGAAGCCGCUGGGCGAGGCCCGGAACAGGGCCACGGGGAGCCAGCCCGAGGCCGUCACCGACCCGGAGAUGCUCAAGACCUGCGUGCAAGACCUGAGCGACAAGCGGCUGGAAGUGGUGGGGCUGGAAGGCGUGAUCGAGAUGGGGCAGAUCUACACCGGGCUGAAGAGCGCAGGCAAGCGGCUGGCCAAGUGCUCGGAGAUCACGCUGCGGACCCUGAAGUGCCUGCCCAUGCAGAUCGACGGGGAGCCCUGGAUGCAGCCGCCCUGCACGAUCAGGAUCACGCACAAGAACCAGGCGCGCAUGCUCUUGGGCCCGCCCCCCCGCUCCUCCAGCUUCUUCGGCAUCAAGAAGGGACCCCAUGAGUCAUAGGGGGCAUAGCUGGGGGCCAAGGAUCCCCCCCCGGCCCGGCCACCUUGGCUCUGAGCGGGGAACAGCCCAACUCCAGGGGCGCUGGUGGGUUUGGUUCCUGCCCCGCCCCCCCCCGGUGCAGCCUGGAUGUCCUGUAUAGACCAUCGCGUCAUUUUGGGGGUGGGUGUCACGCCUGUGGCCCCGCCCCUGCCCUGCCCAGGCCCCUCUGCUUGCUGUCCGCAGUAGCAAGCGGGGGGCGGGCGGGAGGCCUUGGUCUAAUCCCCCACCCCCCGCUGCUGAGAGUGCUGGCCCCCACUGCCCACCCCCUCUUGGGUGUUUCUGCCCCAUGGUGCGGAGGAAGGGGGCAUCUGUAUCUGCCCCUCCUGUGCAUCUCUGGCCCUGGCGGGUGGGGUGGGAAGCAGCGUGCUGGGCCCCUGCGUACCCUACAUUCCAGCCCCCCUAUUUAUUGCCCCCACAGUCCAAACUCCCACCCCCCCUUGAGAUUUCAAGUGCCUCGUCUUACUAAUAAAGGUUGGAGGUUUUUGUUCUCC